Messenger RNA from Monoraphidium neglectum, 423 nucleotides. Its product is annotated as Photosystem II stability/assembly factor. The coding region runs from base 1 to 423 and encodes 140 amino acids. The transcript is spliced from 4 exons. The record is from RefSeq and is a predicted model, not a curated record. Gene Ontology annotation, molecular function: protein binding. NCBI's taxonomy places the organism in Eukaryota, Viridiplantae, Chlorophyta, Chlorophyceae, Sphaeropleales, Selenastraceae.
AUGACCUGGGCGCCCGGCCAGAGCUACUGGCAGCCCCACAACCGCCCCGCCGCGCGGCGCGUGCAGAACAUGGGCUUCACGCCCGACGGGGAGCAGCUGUGGAUGAGCACGCGCGGCGGCGACGUCUACUUCUCAAAGGACACUGAGGGCACCGGGUUCGAGACCACCAAGCUCUCCAGCCGCGGCUUUGGCGUGCUCGACGUCGGGUUUGCGUCCAAUGACGUGGCGUUUGCGUGCGGCGGCAGCGGCAGCCUGUUCAAGAGCUCCGACGGCGGCAAGACCUGGAAGCGCGACAAGUCGACCGACUCCGUGGCGGGCAACCUGUACUCGGUGCGCUUCUUCGGCAACAAGGGCUUCAUCCUGGGCAACGAUGGCAUCCUGUUGAGGUACAUCGGUAACGGCGCGGCGUCGGGCAGCGCGUAA